Drosophila ananassae is the source of this 616-nucleotide messenger RNA. It is a transcript of the gene Obp19d, whose product is annotated as general odorant-binding protein 19d. Bases 31 to 492 code for a protein of 153 amino acids. Gene Ontology annotation, molecular function: odorant binding. The record is from RefSeq and is a predicted model, not a curated record. NCBI's taxonomy places the organism in Eukaryota, Metazoa, Arthropoda, Insecta, Diptera, Drosophilidae. Gene Ontology annotation, biological process: sensory perception of smell. The transcript has 4 exons.
CAUCCAAUUCGAAGUUAGUUUGCGUUGAAAAUGCCGCGUCUGGUCAGUGCCUCGUCCGUGUUGCUUCUAGUCCUGGGCUGUCUGGUCCUGGGAUCCGGUUCAGCGUCCGCCAAGCCCCACGAGGAGAUUUCCGAGGAGCAUGCCACCAAACUGGGUCACGAAUGCCAAGCGGAGACGGGAGCCACAGAUGAGGAUGUGGAGCAGAUGAUGAAGCAUGAGAAGGCCGAGAGCCAUGAGGCCAAGUGCCUGCGUGCCUGUGUCCUGAAGAAAUUGGAAAUGCUGGAUGAGGCCGGCAAGCUGAGCAAGAAGCACGCUGUGGAUAUCAUCAAGGCCAUAACCAAGCACGAGGAUGAGAAGGACGACGUGGCGGCCGAAGUGGCCGAACACUGUGAGGCCAUCGAAGUCCCUGAGGAUCACUGUGAUGCCGCCGAAGCCUACCAGAACUGCAUCUACGAGCAGAUGAAGGAGCACGGCCUGGACCUGAAGCACUAGACCCUGAACCGAAAUGACCAUUUGAACCACAAGCGCCUCUAUGGAACCCAAUAUGUAAUUGUUUUUUUUUUUGUAUAAACUACUAGCAACUAGUUCUUAAGAAUCAAUAAACGGAGCAACUUUA